Messenger RNA from Manis javanica (Malayan pangolin), 6964 nucleotides. The record is from RefSeq and is a predicted model, not a curated record. NCBI's taxonomy places the organism in Eukaryota, Metazoa, Chordata, Mammalia, Pholidota, Manidae.
GAGGGAGAGAGAUUGAUUUACUGUUUGGUUUAUAAUACUUUAUAAUACAUGGGAGAAGGUAAGGUAAGAUACUGGAUUAUCUUUUCGAGGUUGAGAAACACUAUAGUGAAGUAAACUUUGGCAUCCUUAAGUAUGAACAAAUAUUGGCCAUGACCCUUUGAGUAUCAGGCAGAUGGUUCCUACUCAUUUGUUCACAGAUACUUCUGGAGACACUCCUCAUUAGGAAGCAUAGUGUGUGAUGCUGUAAGGUGGAAAUGAAUGGCAGGAUCAUCAUCUGGGGGCCUUUGUUACCUCGAUGAGCCCUGCUAUGAGUAGAACAUGGAAGAUUUGACCCUCACCAAUAGGUUCUUCGAAUACUUUAUUCAGUUGUGCUGUUGUUUGUGUCCCCCCAAAAUGACAGAAGAGGCUGGUGGUGUAGGUGGUGAUUAUAAAUAUAUGCUGUACCCUGUGAUGAACAUUUGGACACUGACCUAGUAAUGAGCACAUGCAGUUAAAAUGAAUCACCUGCUUGAAUCCCAGUAGUAGCGCAGCUGCAGACUUCCUCCUCUUUUCACUUCGUGUGCUUCAGAGCCUCCUCACACCAGUGCUUUGUGUCUUCUGUCUCCUGCACAGUAUCUGCAGAUGAAAUGGCCUCUCCUUGGUCUCCCUUCUACAGCCACACUCAAGGACACCAUCCCCAGCACACUUGAUAAGCCUGUUUCUCCUUAAAGCACCAAAGGGACACACUCUCACUCACUUUGUCCCAUGUCACUGCCUCCCCUCCACCUUUCAUAAGCUGACGGGCGUCUGGUGUUGCCUCAGGUGUGGUAGCAUAGUGAGAAGAGCUGAGCAGUCAGGGGGGUAGCAAUUAGGUAGUUACCCAUGCACUUCCCCACCUCAUCCACUUCAACACCCUUGCAGAUACCACCUAGGUAUCUCAGUGUCGUUCUCCAGGUGUAUUGUGAGAUACCGCUAUGACCCACAGUGCUGGCUUUUUUUUUAACCUUGACCCCCUUUACCAAUUUGAAUCUUUUUGUGGUUCUGUCAAUUUUUGCUUUACAAAAUAUGAACUGAAAUGAUCAGUUCCUGGUAAUUUGAAACUUUUGUCAUUAUGGUGUCCUUCUGUAUGUCAAGCAAUGGUUUUCUUCUUUAAGUUCACUUGGUCAAAUAUUAAUGUCAAAUUAAUAAUUAUUAUAUUAUAGAAAUAAUUUGAGGCUUAGGAUGAUGAAACCGUUGUGUAGAAAGGAUUUUCAUUUGCUUCUGCAAGGGAAAGAUACUAACAAUUUGUUCAUCUUCAUGCAAUUUCAGUAUGAGGUGAUCUGACGUUUGGCAUCAGUCCCUGCCAGAAGAGGCCCUGGUCCCUUUGGCUCUUGUUCCAAUGGUGAAGUCUUAGGGGAUUACCAGAAAAGCUCCAUAGCAGGCAAUGGAUUUAUGCCUCUUAGCCCAUAGAACGUGUCUAAAGUGCUACUCAGCUUCUCGGCCUUUCAAUGAAUAGAGUCUACACUCUUGCUUCCAAGGCCGGCAUAGUAGAAUAGCAAGACAUUUUGCCCGAGAGGUCAGCGAUUCCAGGAAGUUCUGAACACCAGGAGCUCAGAGCAAUUGGGCACUUCCGCAUCAGGGGGCGCGGCUUUGCCCGCUGUUCACUCGGACAUUUGGAACAGUGUAGGACAGGCAGUGAUUCAGGUCCGCUAUUCUCGACCCAUUCAGACUUCCCCGAAACGCACCUGGGCCCAACAACAGCCGGCCUUUCGUUUGGGGAGAAAGGAGGAGGCUAAAAGCGAAGCCCUGACUUCCCAACAAAGCACUGCGUGGAGGAGGAGGAGGAGGCGGUGACAGUCUCACUCUGUCUUCCUAGGACUCUGCAUUUCCCCAGAAGGAAAAAGAAAAUGAGCAUGUUUAAGGAGGUGGUGACAUUCAAGGAUGUGGCUGUGGCCUUCACGGAGGAGGAACUGGGACUGCUGGACUCCACCCAGAGGAAGUUGUACCAGGAAGUGAUGGUAGAAAACUUCAGGAACCUGGUCUCAGUGGGAAAGAACAAUCAAAGUGAAUUGAGUACUGUUCAAGACAGAGGAUCACAUGAAGAGCUUUCCUGCUGGCAAAUCUGGCAACAGAUUUCAAAUGACUUAACCAAAUGUCAACAUUCUGGAAUAAAUUGUUCUCAGUUCCACAAACAAGGUGAUUCCCCCUGCCAGGUUGGGGUAGGACUGUCUAUUCAAAUUUCUGAAAAUGAGAACUUUAUACUCGAUCAUAAAGUCAGUGGUCCCAAUGGUACUAGAAACCCAGAGUUUCCAACUUUGAGAGCCCAAGAUUCUUGCAGGAAAACUUCCUUGAUUGAGUCACAGAAUUAUCAGAAUGGAUAUCAGCAAAUUUCCAUGAGAAAUAAAUUAUGUUGGUGCAAACAGGAUGUUGAUACCAUCAGUUGCAUUUCACAUCACCUCGAUGAUCCUGGAGUACACAAAGGUAAAAAAUCUUAUAGCCACAAUGAUUAUGAGAAAGACAGCAAUAAAAUCCCAACACUGGAUCAGAAUAGCAUGAUUCACACAGGACAAAAACCUUACCAGUGUAAUGCAAGUAAAAAAAACUUAAGUGAUCUCUCCACUUUUGAUCUUCACCAGCAAGGACACUCAAAAGAGAAGUCUCACACAUGUAGUGAGUGUGGAAAAGGCUUCAGUUAUAGCUCAGAUCUUCAUACUCAUCAGAGAGAUCACAUGGGAGAAAAACACUGUAAGUGUGAUGAGUGUGGUAAGGAAUCCAGUCAGAGCUCACAUCUGCAAACUCAUCAGAAAGUCCACACUGUAAAGAAACCAUUCAAAUGUGAGGAAUGUGGAAAAGGCUUCAGUCGUAGGUCAGCACUUACUGUUCAUUGCAAAGUCCACACGGGAGAAAAACCUUACAACUGUGAGGAAUGUGGGAGGGCCUUCAGUCAGGCCUCUCAUCUUCAGGACCAUCAGAGAGUCCAUACUGGGGAGAAACCAUUCAAAUGUGGUGCAUGUGGUAAGAGCUUCAGUCGGAAUUCACAUCUUCAGUCCCAUCAGAGAGUCCAUACAGGAGAGAAGCCAUACAAAUGUGAGGAGUGUGGGAAGGGCUUCAUUUGUAGCUCAAAUCUGUACAUUCAUCAGAGGGUUCACACAGGAGAAAAACCCUACAAAUGUGAGGAAUGUGGUAAAGGCUUUAGUCGGCCUUCAAGUCUUCAGGCCCAUCAGGGAGUCCACACUGGAGAGAAAUCAUACAUAUGUAAUGUGUGUGGUAAAGGCUUUACUCUGAGUUCAAAUCUCCAAGCACACCAGAGAGUCCACACAGGAGAAAAACCAUACAGAUGUGAUGAGUGUGGGAAAAGCUUCAGGAGGAACUCUCAUUAUCAAGUUCAUCUGGUAGUCCACACAGGAGAGAAACCCUAUAAAUGUGAGGUGUGUGGAAAAGGCUUCAGUCAGAGUUCCUAUCUUCAAAUCCAUCAGAAGGCCCACAGCAUAGAGAAACCUUACAAGUGUGAGGAAUGUGGGCAGGGUUUCAACCAGAGUUCACGACUUCAGGUUCACCAGCUGAUCCAUACUGGUGAGAAACCAUACAAAUGUGAAGAAUGUGGGAAAGGAUUCAGUCGUAGAGCAGAUCUUAAAAUUCAUUGCAGAAUCCACACAGGAGAGAAACCAUAUAAUUGUGAGGAGUGUGGGAAAGUCUUCAGACAAGCCUCAAAUCUUCUGGCCCAUCAGAGAGUCCACAGUGGAGAAAAACCAUUCAAAUGUGAAGAGUGUGGGAAGAGCUUCGGUCGGAGUUCACACCUUCAAGCCCAUCAAAAAGUCCACACUGGAGAAAAGCCAUAUAAAUGUGAGGAGUGUGGGAAGGGGUUCAAGUGGAGCUUGAAUCUUGACAUGCAUCAGAGGGUCCACACAGGAGAGAAACCAUACAAGUGUGGGGAGUGUGGGAAGCACUUCAGUCAGGCCUCAAGUCUUCAACUUCAUCAGAGUGUCCACACUGGGGAGAAGCCAUACAAAUGUGAUGUGUGUGGUAAGGUCUUCAGUCGGUCUUCACAACUACAGUCUCAUCAGAGAGUUCACACAGGGGAGAAACCUUACAAGUGUGAGAUAUGUGGUAAGAGCUUCAGUUGGCGGUCAAACCUUACAAUUCAUCACAGAAUCCAUGCUGGUGAGAAAUCCAAUAAAAGUGAUAGAGGUGGUAAGAACAUUAGAGAGUCCACUCAGGAAAAAAUCUCUAUAAAAUGAUUUUUUUUAAGUGUCAUGUGAAUUCUUCCAAUCAGUAAGUUCAAAAGGAAAAGUAUAUAUAUAUAUAUAUAUAUAUCAUUGAAGUCAGUGUUUCAGCCAUAGCUCAGCAUAUCCCAGUAGUCAGGAGGCUACACAGCAUAGAACCCUUCUAUGUGGUAUAAUAAUGGCUUCAGUUUGUCUCUUGGCCUUUAUUAAAUAUUACUCAGGGAAGAGGCUUUUAGCAAGUAUGAAUUUUAUCAGGCCUUGUACAAAAGUAUGAUAGAAAUGCCAAAAUCAGUGCUCAUUAAAAUGUAAGUUCCAUAAAUGCAGACACUUGUUCUGAAUCUAUAUGGUCUUAAUAUUGCCAGGUACUUUGUAGAUGUUCAUAACUUGUUAAUAAGUUAGGAAAAUGUAUAUUUGAGAAUUGUUGAGAUCUCCAGAAUUUCAGAAAAGUGUAUUCAGAACGGGAAACCUAAAUGUGGCCUUAAUAAAAUUAAUUCAGAAAGAGAUGAAAUGUUAGAAGACCACUCAUCACUGUAAUGUGUUUAAUCAGUUUGGCAUUGUCCUAUUGUGAUGAACUCCUGCCCCACAUCCAGCUUCUCAUCAAGUUGGGUCUUAUCAUCUUGGACUUUGUCUAAUGUUUUUUAUUGAUACUAUACAGUAUAGAUCUAAAUGGAUUAUUAAUCUUGCAGUAAUUAGACAUACUACACUUUUUUCCAAGGAUGUCAAGGCAGGAGUUUGUGUCAGAGUUCCUAAUGACAAACAUUUCUUAGUAAAUAUUGAAUUGAUUAUUGGUUUCUUAUUCUCCACGUUUCCAUCCAGGCUUCAAUGUGAUUGCCUUUAAUGUUUUUAGGAAUACGUUCAUCAAAAUUUCUUAGCUAUGAGAGCUAUUUGGAGUAUAUUACUUUUGUCAAAUUCUCUACCCCAUUUCUCCUUGCUCUCUGCCCAGCCUGAUGAAAAGGAAAAAAGUGUUUGUUGGGCUUUGAUUAUCUUAUCAAAUACAUUCAUUUUGGGGCCUGAUUUUCAUACUUUUUACUAGCAGUGGUUGAAAAUUUGGUUUUCAGAGUGGUCAGUAUAUAUCAAAAUAUAGAAUAUGAAUCCCUUUGAAUUGGAAAUCACAGAAUACAAAUUUAUGACUAGGAAGUUCACAUAGAAAACGUGUACAUCGAUGAUGUUACUAAAUUUUGGAAAAAAAUAUCAGUAGGGAUUUAAGCAUGUUUUUAUAUACUUAUGCAGUAAUGGAUUAAAAUGGUGGCUAAUAUUUAUAACUGAAGAAUUUAACAGUUUAAUGUAGUUUAGGUACAUCACAUACCUUAAUCAAAUAUGUGUCUCUGAGUGUUAAUGCAUUUGAUGAUGUGUUAAGGGAUAUUCACCCUUAAUGUAAACAGUAGCAAGACAGAUUUUCGGAUUUUUUUCCACAUUUAACUUCGAUAUUUUUUUAUUUUCAUUGCAUCCAUUUUGCAGUAAAAUAGUUAUUUUAGGUAAUAAAACUAUAUAAUUUGAAAAAUUACUAAUAUAUUAUUCCUUUAUAGUAAGAAAUCCUGUUAUCAUGUGGUAUAUACAGCCAAAUUAAGGAAUAGAACACUGAAAAUCAGUUAUUUAAAAAAAUUCUGUGGUUAUUCAAAGAUAGAGAUACGUUAGUGAGUGUAUAAAUUUCUAAGUAAUGCGUUUUAAGUUUAGGCAUGAAUCUGUGCAGCACAGAAAACUCCAGUGUAAUUCCAGUAGAAAUGUAUAUUUCCUACUUCUUGUCGGACUCCCCUACUGGGGGAAUGGAUGGCCCAGGGUACUUGCUUGUCCUUUCAAGGUUUGGUCUGACUGGGGAAGUGGCUGGGUCUUUCCAGACACUAUGGCACAGAGAACCUUAAGCAAUGAGAAAAGAAGAAAUUAUGAAAAAAUGGUUUCAAAGCAGCAGUGAGUGAGCAAAUCCUGAAGAUAGUGGAAAUAUGUUUUGGAGGUAAAAUUUAACAAAGAGUCCCUAUGUAAAAGAUGUACAUAGGGACAGAACCUAGCAUGAUGGGAAAUAAAGAUUUUUAGGGAGCAGGUUUGUAUACUAUUUCCUGCUUAGCCAUUUAGCUGAUGUUUAACACCGUGGUUAAAGGGCAUUGCACAACAAAGGAUGUAUGUGAUGUGAAAAGCAGGUUCUAAAAUUGAUUUUUUGGACCACACUACAUGCUGAGUGUAUGAAGUCCAUGCUACCUCAAAUGGCAUUAGAUAUGAUAAAUACUGGGCUUCCCAUGUUUUGUUUUGUAGAUACUGGUGUAGCCCUUCCACUCUCAAGGUGAUGUAGUUUAGUGGGUUAAGUCAAGUGUUGGCAAACUACCUCUUGGCCAAAUCUGGCCUACUACCUUUAAAGUUUUAUUGGAACAUAGAAAUGCCCAUUCAUUUAUGUUAUCAUCUGUGGCUGCUUUCUAAUUGCAAUGACAAAGUGUAGUAGUUCUGAGAAACACUAUGGCCACAAAACCUAAAAUACUUUCGGGUCCUUCAGGAAGUCUAUUGACCUCUGUGUUAAACCAAAAAGAUUUCUUUCCCACAAUUGUAAAGACCACAAGUAGAGCAGAACUUAGAUCUGGUUUCAUCAGGAUUCCAGAAUUGUUCCCUUUUGAUUCGCAUCUGCUUUUCUGAUUGACCUUGUUCAUUAGAUUGGCGCAACUAGGGACUCUGUUUCUUUCUCCACAGCCAGUGAAAGAGAGCUGCUCUUUUAUUGUAAUGUUGGGUAGUUCACUACUUACUCUCGGUGUGCAUGGCUGCUCUGACCCUGACUCUGAGCCACAUUAAAGGUUAAACCUCUA